This is a messenger RNA of Mandrillus leucophaeus (drill), 3306 nucleotides long. It is a transcript of the gene ZNF181, whose product is annotated as zinc finger protein 181. NCBI's taxonomy places the organism in Eukaryota, Metazoa, Chordata, Mammalia, Primates, Cercopithecidae. Gene Ontology annotation, biological process: negative regulation of transcription by RNA polymerase II. The transcript has 4 exons. Bases 867 to 2561 code for a protein of 564 amino acids. Gene Ontology annotation, molecular function: DNA-binding transcription repressor activity, RNA polymerase II-specific. The record is from RefSeq and is a predicted model, not a curated record.
GGAAAUGUCGAUCGGCUGUGGGCUGCGCACUGGGUCCGUCCCGCGGUAGCCUCAGGCCUGACGGCGACUCCUAGGCUCAGGGACGAUUCUGGGCAGUGUCGUUCCCGGAGGUCGGCGGCCGUUGCCCGCUCACCAGCGACGCGGGGCGUGAGGUCCGCAGAGGUGCGGGCUCGGGGCGCCUGCGGGGACGGUGAGGCCCCGCUGAGGACUCCGGCUAGUGUGAGUCCCGGGGGCGGCGGCGGGGCUCAGGCCCUGGGUCUGCCCCGCGGUGUGACCCCGGCCGGUGCCCUGGCUUUUCCUGGCCUUCUUGUCCUCCUGUGUAAACGCGGGGUGAUGACGGCGCCGACAUCUUGGCGCUGUUGUGAGAGCGAAGUGGGCGCGUGAGCAGACGCCAGCCGCAGUUGUCUUUGGGUUAUGUCGUCAUGAAGCCGGCGCUUUGCAGUUGUGUAACCUUGAACAAAUGGGUUCAGUGUCUUGGAAUUUCAGUUUUGUCAUUGUUUAAAAAGAAAUCUGGAAUAAAGUGAAUGCCGACUAUGCAUAGUAAUGAAGAUCGAACGAGCUGAUAGUUGUUACCGUUGUUUUAUGAGGUUUUUAUGUACAGAAUAAUUGAUUUUCCCCGCAGGUGGCACCUGGUAAACGGUUAGCCCUUGCGGAGAAACAACCUGUUAGUUCCCAGGGAGAGAUUGACGCCCUGGAGAGUGAUUACCAGUGUGCUUUUCCAUUAUGGUGUGUCACAGGUGCCGCAAGAUAAACCUGAUUUUUCAUGACUGCUUUUCCCUGCCCUUCUGUGCCCUCAGGACACUGCCCAUCUCUAAGAUAAGAACCUGGCAAGAGGACUCUGUUGGCUGUUGGGAAAUUGCAGAGUAAUGUCUCAGGUGACAUUUAGUGAUGUGGCUAUAGACUUCUCUCAUGAAGAGUGGGGAUGGCUCGAUUCUGCUCAGAGGGACUUAUACAAGGAUGUGAUGGUCCAGAAUUAUGAGAACCUGGUCUCUGUAGCAGGUCUUUCUGUAACUAAGCCAUAUGUGAUCAUGUUAUUGGAGGAUGGAAAAGAGCCCUGGAUGGUGGAGAAAAAACUGUCAAAAGGUAUGAUUCCAGAUUGGGAAUCAAGAUGGGAAAGCAAGGAAUUAUCAACAAAGAAGGAUAUUUAUGAUGAAGAUUCACCCCAAACAGUAAUAAUAGAAAAAGUUGUAAAACAAAGUUACGAAUUUUCAAAUUCUAAGAAGAAUUUGGAAUAUAUAGAGAAGUUGGAAGGGAAGCAUGGAAGUCAGGUAGAGCAUUUCAGACCAGCAACUCUCACCUUUAGAGAAAGCCCCACUCCAGACAGUAUUUACACCUUUCAUUCAAAGUCUACUCUUUUUGAAACACAAAAAAUUUCUGCUGAAGGGAAUUCACACAAAUAUGCUAUAUUAAAGAAGAACUUAACAAAAAAGUCAGUUGUAAAAAAUGAGAAAAUCAGUGGUGGAAAGAAACUUUUGAAUUCUAGUAUAAGUGGGGCAGCCUUCCACCAGAGCAAAUCUCUUACCCUUCACCAAACUUGUAAUAGAGAGAAAAUCUAUAUAUGCAGUGAAUGUGGGAAAGCCUUUGGCAAACAGUCAAUCCUCAAUCGCCAUUGGAGAAUUCACACAGGAGAGAAGCCCUAUGAAUGUCGUGAAUGUGGGAAGACUUUUAGCCAUGGCUCAUCUCUUACACGACAUCUGAUAAGCCAUAGUGGAGAGAAACCUUACAAAUGUGUUGAAUGUGGGAAGGCCUUUAGCCAUGUGUCAUCACUUACUAACCAUCAGAGCACUCACACUGGAGAGAAACCAUACGAAUGUAUGAACUGUGGGAAGUCUUUUAGUCGUGUGUCCCAUCUUAUUGAACAUCUAAGAAUUCAUACGCAAGAAAAACUCUAUGAGUGUCGUAUAUGUGGAAAGGCCUUCAUUCAUAGGUCAUCUCUCAUUCACCAUCAGAAAAUCCAUACUGGAGAGAAACCUUAUGAAUGUAGAGAAUGUGGGAAAGCUUUCUGCUGUAGCUCACACCUUACUCGACAUCAAAGAAUUCACACUAUGGAGAAACAAUAUGAAUGCAACAAAUGUCUCAAAGUCUUUAGUAGCCUCUCAUUUCUUGUUCAGCAUCAGAGUAUUCAUACUGAAGAAAAACCCUUUGAAUGUCAGAAAUGCAGGAAAUCCUUCAACCAGCUUGAAUCACUGAAUAUGCAUUUGAGAAAUCACAUUAGAUUGAAACCCUAUGAAUGCAGUAUAUGUGGGAAAGCCUUCAGUCAUAGGUCAUCCCUGCUUCAACAUCACAGAAUUCAUACUGGAGAGAAACCCUAUGAAUGUAUUAAAUGUGGGAAAACCUUCAGCUGUAGUUCAAACCUUACUGUACAUCAGAGAAUUCAUACUGGAGAAAAGCCAUAUAAAUGUAAUGAGUGUGGGAAAGCUUUUAGCAAAGGCUCAAAUCUUACUGCCCAUCAAAGAGUACAUAAUGGAGAGAAACCCAAUAAUGUGGUAAGUGUGGAAAAGCCUUUAGACCAUAUGAAUCACUAUACAUGUGAGAAACCUUACACAAGAGAAACCAUAUGAAGCAGUGUUUAUCAUGGUAAUUUUCAUUCCUAGAUUCUCCCUUAUUUAACAUUAGAAAAAUUUAUACUGGGGAAAGUCGUAUGAAUGUGGUGACUGUAGGAAGACUUUUUAGCAAAGAUGUAGGCCUGUUUGUUUAUCAGACGUUAUACUGUAGGGAAAUCAUAUGAAGAUCAUACAUGUGGGAAAAUCUUUGUCAGUAUUAAUCCCUUAAUUGACAUAAGUGUACUCACACUAGGAAAAAAACCCUGUACAUGUAGCAAAUGUGGGAAAGACUAGGCAAUAGGAAUCUUUUACAAACUCCUACAGGAGACAAGCUGUAUGAAUGUAGAAAAUUUAUAAAUUGAGGGAAGUCUUCAGUUCCAAGUGUAUGCCUUAUUCUAUAGCAGAGAACUCAUUUAAGAGAUGUAGCAAAGUGUUCACUAAGAGUGUUUUAUCUUGCUACACAUCAGAAGAUUAAUGGUAGAACAACCUGAAGGAUUUAGGAAUUAUGUGUAAAUCUUUGCAGUCAUGCUAUUUGUAAACUGGAUUCUACAGGAGAGCAAAUAAACAUUAUAAUAUGCAUUUCUUAGAGCAGUAGCUUGCAGUUUCAGUUGAGUUAUACUUAGAAAUUCUUUUUAGCUAGUGGACAUGUGAAGAUAUUUAGUCACCCAGAGGAGCCAGUGUUAUAAUGUUGAAAAUUAAAGCUGCAAAAGAAAUAAAGUGAUGUUAAUAAAAGUUUUGGCAUCUAAUAAAAUCAUUUUGUAUA